AUGAGUCACUGCAGUAGCCGCGCCCUGACCCUGCUGAGUAGCGUGUUUGGUGCGUGUGGCCUGCUGCUUGUGGGCAUUGCGGUCAGCACGGACUACUGGCUGUACAUGGAAGAGGGGACGGUGUUGCCACAGAACCAGACCACGGAGGUCAAGAUGGCGCUGCAUGCCGGCCUAUGGCGCGUCUGCUUCUUCGCAGGCCGGGAAAAGGGUCGCUGCGUGGCCUCAGAAUAUUUCCUUGAACCGGAGAUCAACUUGGUGACGGAAAACACGGAGAAUAUUCUGAAGACAGUGCGCACAGCCACCCCCUUCCCCAUGGUCAGUCUCUUCCUCGUGUUCACCGCCUUCGUCAUCAGCAACAUCGGCCACAUCCGCCCGCAGAGGACCAUUCUGGCCUUCGUUUCUGGCAUCUUCUUCAUCCUAUCGGGCCUCUCCUUGGUGGUGGGCUUGGUUCUUUACAUUUCCAGCAUCAACGACGAGGUCAUGAACAGGCCCAGCAGCUCUGAGCAGUAUUUCCACUAUCGCUACGGGUGGUCUUUUGCCUUCGCAGCUUCCUCCUUCCUACUCAAAGAGGGAGCUGGCGUGAUGUCCGUGUACCUGUUCACCAAGCGCUACGCGGAGGAGGAGAUGUACCGUCCGCACCCGGCCUUCUACCGCCCGCGUCUCAGCGACUGCUCCGACUACUCGGGCCAGUUUCUGCAGCCCGAGGCGUGGCGCCGCGGCCGCAGCCCCUCCGACAUCUCUAGCGACGUAUCCAUCCAGAUGACGCAGAACUACCCUCCAGCCAUCAAGUACCCGGACCACCUGCACAUCUCCACCUCGCCCUGCUGAGGCCCCGCCCCCGGAGAGCCCCUCCUCCUCCUCUUCCUCCUACUCCUCACGGGUCUCCCCACAACGCAGCUCCCCCUCAAGUCCUCGGGACUCCUCGUCCCACCCGGAGGACGCUGCGCACGCGUUAGCCCCGCCCUCUUCCCAGUGGCCCCGCCCCGCCACUAUAACCCCGCCCUCUUUCCUGACCGCUCCACUUCAUUGGUCCCUUCCACUUCCAGAUGACGCCUCCUUCUACACGGCCCGCCCCUUUUCCGUAGGCCACUCCCCUCCCUGCCUAGUACCGCCUCCCAGGUUCCUCUGCUCCUCGGGCAGAGCGGCCGAGCGCGCCCAC
This is a messenger RNA of Physeter macrocephalus (sperm whale), 1159 nucleotides long. It is a transcript of the gene CACNG7, whose product is annotated as calcium voltage-gated channel auxiliary subunit gamma 7. Gene Ontology annotation, molecular function: channel regulator activity; voltage-gated calcium channel activity. The coding region runs from base 1 to 828 and encodes 275 amino acids. NCBI's taxonomy places the organism in Eukaryota, Metazoa, Chordata, Mammalia, Artiodactyla, Physeteridae. Gene Ontology annotation, cellular component: AMPA glutamate receptor complex; postsynaptic density membrane. Gene Ontology annotation, biological process: neurotransmitter receptor internalization; calcium ion transport; positive regulation of synaptic transmission, glutamatergic. The transcript is spliced from 5 exons. The record is from RefSeq and is a predicted model, not a curated record.